AUGGAGUCGCUUUUGGUAAAUCUCAGGAAACAAGUUACUUGUUCCAUUUGCCUCGAUACCUACACCGAGCCCAAAACUAUAUCAUGUCUUCACACGUUUUGCUGUGAAUGUCUAGAGAAACAUGCAAGAGUGAGCCAGAAACAGGGAAAAUUCCGAUGCCCCGAGUGUCAGGCAGCGAUCGAUUUACCAGAAGGAAAUCGCUUCGACCGUUUGCCUAACAGCUUUUUCCAUAAAAGUUUGUUGAGUCUUCUCGCUGUUCGACAAAGUGGCGAGGCAAGUAGCAUUACUUGCUAUCAAUGCAGCGCAACCAACCCUCAGAUGUACUACUGCUUCGAUUGUGGACGAUUCAUGUGCCCUGAUUGUUUCAACGCACAUGAAGUGCUCAAGAAGUCUUUUCAAGGACAUAAAGUCACGCCAGUUCAAGACUUCAAAGCAGAAGAUUACGAAGCAUUGUUGAGGCGGCAACCGUUUUGUUCUCAAGAGUUCCACGAGAGAGAAAUUACACGGUUUUUUUGCUCGCAGUGUAAGGUUUGCAUUUGUCCAAUUUGCAUAGUCACGGAUCAUCAAAACCACAAAGUUGUUCUUCUCGACAAAGCAGCCCACGAGGAAAAGGAUAACAUCAUGUCGGGCGCAAAAUUGAUCAAGAAUAUGGAAAGCGAGCUCCAGGAAGUCAUUAGGCAGUUUGAAGAAACCAUUUCUAAGCUGGAAAGCAAUAUGGCAACGGCUAAGCGAAGCGUCAAGCAAGCAGCUGAACAAAUGAUCGCAAAUAUUCGAGAGCGCGAGCGAGAGGCGUUGGAAUCCCUGGAGGCAACACGCGUGUCGAGACUCCAUAUAAUUAACUCGGCUAAACGGGAAGUGCAAUCCUUAGUAAAACAAAUUAACCAAGCAGCUCAGUUUGCAGAAAAUCUGGUGCAGAGAACCUCAAGCUCGGAUAUUAUGCAGAACAAAGAAACUUUAAAGACCAAAUUUGAAGAGCUUCUGCGAGUUGAAGUUCCAAAACAUCAGCAGACGUCAUUCGUCAAAUUCACUGCGGCAUCUCAAAAGGACUUAAAACUGGGUUUUAUUGAAGUCACUGAAGACACCGCAAAGGCUGCUAAAUCAACAAUAGAAGGAUUAGAUAAAACUUUGCAGGCUGGUGUGGAAGCAGAGUUUACGUUAUAUCCAAAGACAUCUAGAGGAGAGAUGAGUAACGAGGCUAAUCUUAAAGGUCGUGUCGAACUGUUAAUUAAACCCGUCAAGGAUGUUAGAAACGUGGUUGUCGAAGAGAAAGAAGACGGCAAUCUUAGAUUGAAGUUUACUCCCAAAGCACCUGGCACCUGUAGCAUUGAGGUGAAGAUUGAUGGCGAUAAACUGCCGCACUGUCCCACGACAGUGCAGGUUAAAGAACGUGAACUUGUGGUCAGUCAGUUAAAGUUACAGCUCUUUAAAGGGGACGCGAUUGAACGGUUAUAUGGAAUUGCUGUGAAUACAGAGGGCCAGAUAAUUUUGACAGAUAACUUUGGCCACUGUGUUUAUGUCUUUGACAUAAAUGGCAAUUGUGUGAGAAAAAUUGGAAGCAAGGGUAACAACACAGGACAAUUUCAGUUCCCGGAUGGUAUUUCGUUGUUAAAUGACAACGAAGUCCUAAUUGCAGACUUAGGGAAUUCCACAAUACAACGACUUAAUAUUCACACAGGAACUGUAGUAAAAAGUUUUGGAAAAAUCGGUAAAGAAAAAGGAGAGCUAGGAAAUCCAGUAGACGUUACCGUCGACGAUGAAGGGCGCGUUGUUGUAACCGAGUGGGGCAAUAAUAGGAUACAGGUGAUGUCAGACGAGGGACAGUCUAUUUUCACAUUUGGAGACAAAGGCCCAGAGAAACUCUGUAGGCCAACCUGCUGCAUUCCUUACAAAAACAUGUUUCUCGUAUCUGAUGGAGACAACCACUGCAUAAAAGCUUUUGAUCAGUCAGGAACAUUCUUAUACAAGUUUGGCAAAGAAGGGUAUCAAGAUGGACAAUUUAAAACGCCGUAUGGUUUGCUUGUAGACAGCUCCAAUAAUCUUCUAGUAUGUGACUUUGACAAUAACCGAGUUCAACAGUUUUCUUUAGACGGUCGCUUCAUAGGCAAAAGUAUCACCCGUUUAUCUAAUCCUACGGCGAUAACAAAAGCAUCAGACGGGCGCAUUCUUGUUGCUAGCCAUGGUGAGAAAAAAGUGUACAUUUUGAAAUAGACUUUUACAAAAGUGAACUUUGCUUCCUGAACCUCUCCUUACCUGUGUUCUGAUUAAUUAUUUAAUGCUGUUUUAUCAUUUGUCUGGAAGAACUCUUAGCAAUAAUAUCAAGACUUGCUCUUAGAGACAAAAACCUUUUGACUUGAAGUAAUUAGCCCAGGUCUUUCAAGUUCGUCAGUUUCAAGCCGUUUUAAUCUUUUCCAUCCCUCGUCACUUGGUCAUCCAUGUUUCUUCUUGGGUCAUUAAUAUCCUCUUUAAUUGUUUUUUUUCUCCGAUCUAAAGUUUUUUUCUUUAAGGUUAAGGAAUUUCUGCGAAUUGUCGGUAGCGAUUUGAAUAAUCUAGACCAAGAUUUUUAACGGCGAGUCCUCAUAAAUGUCUGGUGUAGCAGACAAACUACAUGUUGUACAGAAACAUUAAACAAAUUUGACUUUUUGUAUACUUAAAAUAUAUAGCUGGAAAACGUUAAGACCAUGUGCAGCUUUUUGCAAUCAUUGAUUUGUCAGGAUAGAUUAAGUCCGGGUUUUUCAAUCUAAGAAAAUAUAUCUUUAAUUAAACUUUAAUUCAAGGACAAUUUAUGAUUGCAUAAUUUCACAUGUAUAAGUAAUCAACAAGCACAAGAAGUAAGGUGACAACUGUUUUUAAAAAUGGGCAUCUACUGGCUAAUUACGUCAUAAUUAG
Molecule: messenger RNA, 2886 nt
Organism: Pocillopora verrucosa
Lineage: Eukaryota; Metazoa; Cnidaria; Anthozoa; Scleractinia; Pocilloporidae
Product: E3 ubiquitin-protein ligase TRIM71-like
Molecular function (GO): protein binding; zinc ion binding
Source: RefSeq, a predicted model, not a curated record